Molecule: messenger RNA, 4107 nt
Organism: Nematocida minor
Lineage: Eukaryota; Fungi; Microsporidia
Product: DNA-directed RNA polymerase III subunit RPC1
Exons: 1
Coding region: 1-4107 (1368 amino acids)
Biological process (GO): DNA-templated transcription
Molecular function (GO): DNA-directed RNA polymerase activity; DNA binding
Source: RefSeq, a predicted model, not a curated record
AUGGGAAGCAAAGAGUACAUACCCCGAGAAAUAUCCAGAAUAAAGUUUGAGAUCCUAAAAGAAACAGAGAUACGCGGAAUGUCCGUUCUUUCUGUUACGUCCAGAGACUUAUACGGAGAAGAGGGAAAGUCUCCAGCGAGCACAGGUCCUCUUGACCUUCGUCUGGGCCCAAGCACAAAGGACAGCGUGUGCAGCACGUGUGGCGAUAAAAUGGCUGAGUGUGUGGGACACUUUGGGCACAUCGAUCUGCCCCUCCCUGUCUUCCACCCGGGCCUGCUGAAGAACACGCACAAAGUGCUGCAAAGUGUCUGCAAGCAGUGUUCAUCUCUUCUUCUACCAGACGAAAUAAAAGCGCAGCUGCUUCUGAAGCUGCGGGCAAGGAAAGGCUCCAGAACCCUCGAGCAAAGAGUGAUUAAAAAAGUAAUGGACGAGUGCAAAAAAACAGUUGAGUGUUCUGUUUGCUUCAGCAUCAACGGAAUAGUCCGAAAAACAGGAUUUAAGUUUUUUCACCGCGUGCACAGGCUUAAAAAGCACGAUCAGCAGAAAGAAGUGGAAAAGACGUACUACGCAUCAUCAAUCGCAGAUAACGCAGAAAUUGGCCCAUGGGUGCAGAACACGCCCGAUGAGUACAUAUCACCUGUGCUCGCAAGAGAAAUACUUAGAAACAUAUCAGACGAUGCAAAAAUUCUUCUGGGGAUGUCGUGCUGCCCCACAGCCCUUAUGAUAACCUGUCUGCCUGUGCCGCCUGCGACAAUACGGCCCAGUGUGCUCUCUCUCGAUGCAUCGUCUAAUGAAGAUGAUCUUACGAUAAAGCUGAGUGAAAUAUCGUACACCUCGCAGCUGAUACGGGAAGAAAUAGAGAAGGGCACGCCUUUGCACUCGCUCUCUGAGAACUGGGACCUGCUGCAGUCACAGUGCGCACAGCUGAUCAGCUCAGACGCCCGCCCAGAUGCAGCCAAAAUACGAAGUUUAGUGCAGAGACUGAAGGGAAAGCAUGGGAGGUUCAGAGGAAAUCUCUCGGGAAAGAGAGUGGAGUUCUCGGGAAGAACUGUCAUCUCGCCAGACCCAAACCUCAGCGUAGAACAGGUGGGAAUACCCGUGGAAAUGGCAAAAACCCUCACAGUGCCCAUACCUGUAACGGUGAAUAACGCAGUAAAGAUGCAGGCACUGGCUAACAACGGAUGCAACACGUACCCAGGGGCUAACUACCUGCUCAAGAAAAAAGGAGAAAGGCGUAUCUUCCUCAGAGGAGGUGCAGAUGUAAAAAUCAGCAGAAAUUUAGUGGAAAAUAAUAGCAGCAGUGAAGGCGAUAAAAAUAACUGCAUAUGUUUAGAAGAGGGAGACAUCCUCGAAAGACACCUGCAAGACUCAGACGUUGUUCUAUUUAACAGACAGCCUUCUCUCCACAGACUCAGCAUAAUGGCGCACAAAGUGAAGGUGCUCCCUGGGCGCACUCUUCGUUUCAAUGAGUGUGUGUGCUCACCGUACAACGCGGAUUUUGAUGGAGAUGAAAUGAACAUACAUCUGCCGCAGACCGUGGAGGCCAGGGUGGAGGCCCUUGAGCUCAUGGGCGUAAGAAGAAACCUGGCAGUGCCCAGGAACGGACAGCCUCUCGUUGCAGCUACACAGGACUUCAUAACGGGAAGCUAUCUCCUGACCAGAAAGUCAGUAUUUCUAACGAAGAAACAGUUUGGACAGUUUAUAAUGUACGCCCUGCCCAAUUCUCUGCGCAUUAACUCCAAGCCAACUAUUCUACGGCCCAGUGUACUAUAUACGGGCAAGACUCUUCUCAGCGCGACCAUGGGGCUUUCUAUUUCUGUGGAAGUGCGCACACGACGGGCUGGGCCUGCAGGCGACCAUGCGUCGCACACGGAAGGGCUAUUUGUCAUGCGCAAUGGCGAGAUACUUUUUGGCAGAGCAGACAAGAAGGUCGUUGGCGCUGAAGAGGGGAGCAUAUUCCAUCACGAGCUGAGAGAGGGCGGGCCAGAGGUUGUGGUGCGUGCUCUAGACGCCGUGGCGAGGCUCUGUGCGAGGUACCUUGGCGAGGCUGGGUUCAGCAUAGGGUUAGAUGACGUUCUGGCUGGGCCUGAUCUGCAAGAACUUAUUACACAGGCUGUAGAAUCUUGCGAAAAAGAAGCCUCUUCUCUGGCAGAGAGCGAAGACAAAGCUAUGUCGGUGCUAUCAAGGGCCAGAGAAGAUGCAGGGAAGCACUGCAUUGCCCACCUACCGCACGACAACAGCCCAGUCAUCAUGCAGGACUGCGGUAGCAAGGGGAGUUUGAUCAACGUAUCGCAGAUGGUUGCCUGUGUGGGACAGCAGGUGGUAGGGGGCAAAAGAAUUUCACUGGACUUUGGCGAUAGAACACUUCCUCACUUUAGCACAAAUAUUAAUUUUACUAAUAGCAGCAGUAAUAACAGCAAUAAUAGCAGCAGCAAUGAAAAUAGAAGCAUUAUUAACAACAUUAGUAAUAAUGGCAAAAUUAUCAAUAGUAGCAGUAACAGUAAUAACAGACACGCAGCCCGCGGGUUUGUGCGCUCUUCGUUCUGCUCGGGUCUUGGGCCCACUGAGUUUUUCUUCCAUGCAGUCAGUGGAAGAGAGGGACUUGUUGAUACGGCAGUUAAAACAGCUGAGACUGGAUAUAUGCAGAGAAGGCUAAUGAAGGUGCUAGAAGGCGUGCACGUAGCAUACGAUGGAACAGUGCGAAGAGGGAAGCAGAUCAUUCAGAUGCAGUUUGGUGACGAUGGGCUGGACCCUGUGCUGCUGCAGAAAGGAACACUGCUAACAGAUAUGCCGGCAGCGCAUACAUGGGCUAGCCGUAUAGCAGAAAUAUAUAGUGCACAAGACACAGAAAAUAGUGCCACUGGUAGAAGUAGCAGCGUGGAUAGCACUGAAGGCAUUGGCAAGAUAAUCAAAGACUGCCACCCUUCGAUCAUUCUUAUACACAGAGCCAUUGUAUCGAUAUGGCCGUCUGUGUAUGACUCUGCUCUGGGCGCAGUCAAAGAAACUCUGUGGGAUCUUGUAAAUAAGGCCGUUGGGUAUCUGCUAUUUAGACACAAUAACUCACACCUAGUAGGUAUAAUAAAUGCCUUCCUGUGCGGUAAAACAGACAGUGCCGUGGUAAAGCAGCUGUUCAUUAGCAAAAUGCUGUUCCAAACACUCAAGGCGCAGAUAGAGUACGGGACUGCAGUGGGCGCACUAGCCGCACAGAGCAUAGGAGAGCCAGGGACGCAGAUGACGCUGAAGACUUUCCACUUGGCAGGUACCUCUGGAGCCAGCAUCACCCUGGGAGUUCCUCGUCUUAAGGAGAUAAUCAAUGCAAGCACAAGCAUUAGCACACCGCUUAUAAAAAUAGCAGCAGUGCCAGGACACGAGAACACCCUUGCUGCUAGGAUACAGCCUGUGGUCAUUGGGGAUGUAGCUGAGUCUGUUUCAAUAAACAAAAUCUCUGCAGUAUUUGCGAUACCAGAGAGACAGAUAGCAAGACACAGCUUAGACAGCGAGAUAAAGGCAAUUGGAGGAGUAAAGAGAAACGGGAGCUACUACUGGGAGACGCCUCUCGAGAAGCCUCUGCCCUCUGAGAUAGACAAACUGAUGAAAACGAAGCUGAAGGGGAUAUCGACAGUGACAAGAGUUAUAUCAGCAAAUGAUGAAAUAGUCGCUGAGGGCGUGGGACUGCAAGAGGUGCUGGGAAUUGAAGGCGUGGACCCAAAUGCGACACGCACUAAUAACAUAUACGAAACAUACCGCACGCUAGGAAUAGAGGCAGCAAGGGAGUCGAUAGUCAAAGAGAUACAGUACACCAUAGGAAGACACGGAAUAUCAGUCGAUGUGAGGCACAUUGGCCUGCUGGCUGAUGUGAUGUGUUUUACAGGGGAGAUAUGCGGGAUGACAAGGUUUGGGCUGCAGAAGAUGGGAGGAUCAAGCGUGCUCACACUGGCCAGUUUUGAACAGACGGGAGAGCAUCUCUUCACCGCUGGGUACUCAGGAUACGAAGACAAGAUAGACGGCGUGAGCGAGUGCAUCAUCAGCGGGCAGAGAAUACCCAUAGGAACAGGAUCAUUUAAAAUUUUAUUUGACUGCGAGGAUAAUCAGCCCAAAAAGGACUGA